UUCAAAGCGCAUUUCUGAUUUAUUUGUAGAUUUGCAUUACACAGAGAAUUAGGUAUAUAUAAAGGUUUGCAUGUGCGAAAAGGAGAUUACAUAUAUAGUGAAGUCAACAACACAUACAUAUCAUAUUGCACGUAGAUAUUUUUACGGUGUCAAGGCUACAGAUAAUGAGAGAACUGGGGCCAUAUGCCAACUUUUAGGCCUGGCGCUGUCUGUGAUGUUGAUCAGGACCUCGACAUCUUUUGCACUUCGUGAUGUUUAUAAGCUUAUCUCGAUAAUGGAGUAAGGGAUGUAAAUAUAUGACUUGCACCAAUUUUUACACAAUCAUUCAAAAAAUCCAAUAGAUCUUUAAUAAUUUAUGUAAAAUAAAUAAUGUUAAACAUAGCGUGAUACGCAGAAACUUCCAGAACCGAAAACAAAAAUAUGUGCACAACAUAAUUAAAGUCGCACGUAAUUAAGUGAGAGUGUAAGUAUUCAUGAUUUUGUAUCUCAUGCACCAUACAUAAAAUGAAGCAGUACGUAUACUGUCUCUCUUUGGCCACAAAUUGGUUUACAAAUCUAUAUUCUAUAUAGUACUUAUUUUAAGUUAUUUAGGACACAUGUAUGCUGGCAAAAAUAACAGCGAGUGCCGACUGAGAAUAAAGCAAACGAUACGCACGGCAUUUAAAAAUUAUUUUGAUGUAUUACUGUGAAAUACAGAAAUACUGCAACAUCACAAUAAAGGGUACAUGUUCAUGUCUUGUGAAACCGUGCAAUAAAUAUGUACAGUUUGUAUUGAUUGGAAGUGUUGGAUCACGGAUGUAUAUAUCUCAGACUCAGAUGUGGUCGUAACUUGAAAGGAUUUGUGUUGCUGCUGUGUCGUCACUCUUGUAAAUGGCGAUGUAAAGUACACAAAAACCUACCUGCAUGCAGAUGCUCAACUACUGGCUGUAUGAGCACUGACUGGAGGUAUGCUGAGCUAGCAUGACAUACGUGUAAAGCUGAGGUACGGGGAGGGAGUAGGUCCACUGAGUGGGAGAGAGAAGUUGGGAACUGAUACACACAUGAUGCAACCAUCAGCGGUGUGCAGGGUCAGACAACUCCCAAACUAUAGAGGCAAGCACAUGUCCCUAGUGGCGCACUCACAAGCAUUUAAAGAAAAAGAUGUCUGGGUACCUGACUUUACAAAGGGUUGGGGAAGGCAGUCCAAGGACAGGGAGAGAAGCUAGGAGCUGCCUUCACAAAUGAAAGCCUUCCCCACCUCGCUUCCCAAACAACCUUAAAAACCAGUCAGAGAACGACCUUUACCUUACCAUCUGCAGAAGAAAUUCUCCACUUCUCAUCUUUUCAUUUUUUUAGAAAAAUGAGCAUCACAAAAACAAAAAAUUUCAUUAUACAUUUCCAAGCUUGAUGUUGUUCUUGACGCUUGAGUUGGGCACAACACAAGACACCACCAGCCGCGUAGACCAGGCCAGAACUGUUGUUGAACUGUUAAACAUGUGCAUAGAUGGUCGAAAUCACAAAUCUCAGCCAGGAGAAGAAUCAUCCUUGAUGUCAUUUUGCUCCCCAUGGAAGAAGAGAUCAUGCUGUACUCAAGAAAUAGCAGAAAGAAUGCAUCUUGAUAGAAACUGGCUUAACUUUGACUGGAAUCACUGUGGUGAGCUGUCACCAUCAUGCCGGGAGUUCUUCGUUAAAGACCUCUGCUUCUAUGAGUGCUCACCAAAUCUGGGACCUUGGAUUGUACCUGACCGCCGUAAAAUUCGCAGUGAGCGAUUUGUUGGUGUGCCUUUGUGUCAGACUGAAUGCAACAACUGGUGGAGUGCCUGUAAAAAUGAUUAUACAUGUUUGGACAACUGGGCAAACAACUUUAAUUGGAGCACAGGAAUCAACACCUGUCCAACUGGAAGAACGUGUCAAAAAUUUACAAAUAUUUUUGGAACAGCAGAACGGUUCUGCCAAGGAGUGUGGAACGACAGCUUUAAAGUGGUUCCAGAUGGAGAUGAUUGCUUCAGACUUUGGUUUUCAGCAGAUGAGCCCAAUCCAAAUGAUGCUGUUGCAAGAAAGUAUGCAGAACAACUGUUAGGUACAAGUCACAGUGCCCACUUCAGGAGUGGGGGAAAUCUAAUUUUGUUUGCAUUGUUUUUAUGUUGGUUCCUAGAUUGGUGAUAAUUAACAGGGAUCAGUCUGUUUUCUUUUUAGUGUUUUUUUUUUAAUGUAGCAUUAACUCCAAGCACUACUCAGACUGGGAAUUUUAUGUAAAAACAGUUAACUACGAGUGUUUCUCGGGCUUGGAAUUGUUUAUAAAAAUGGUUGACUCAAAGCAUCACUCAAGGUAAUCUAACUUGAUUCAAGAUGCAGUAUUACACCGUUUGUGAAUAAAAUCAGGUUAAAAUGAAAGGGUUGGUGUUUGUGGAAGAUCUGACAUAAUUAUUUUCAGCAUUUGUUUGAACACUCACUUUUACAAUAUCAAUUUCAAACUAUAGUUGUAUUAUCUUGCCAGCAUCAAGUGCUUGGCGAGAAUCAAGAAUGACUACAUAAAGAGGUUAUAUAAUCCAGAACUAGGGGUAUUUUUUAGGGAAAUCUGUUCUGCCACAAACUGGUCAGAGGAAGGGUUGGCAAGAUAAGUUCAGACUUGUGUGCACAGCAUAAGAAACAUGCUUAUUGUAACAGAUCAGUAAGAUCUUAUGGGUUUUUUUUUUCAUUCAUGCUUAAGUUUAAUGUACAGAUAAAUGCUCAGGCCAUUGGUAUAUUAUGGCCACAUUCCAUUUUCUGUGUAAAUUUUGUCACAAAUGAACUCGACUCACAAUGUCAGAGAUCCUUCACUUCAUGAUGUUGAAAUUGUAAAAAAACUUUAACGUUAAUGUUAUAUAUCAUGAUUAAAUUUUUGUUUCAAGGAGGAUUUUGAAUGUUGAUCUUUUCUGAUUUCUUGGUUUUGAAGAGGAGCAGGCUCUAUCCCAGAUGUUAAUAAUCUUUGCACUUUAUAUGAAUCAACUGUGAAAAUGCAAACUGCUGUCAGUGGGAUUUUAUUUCUUGUAGCAGUAAAUAUGCAUAUGAUCGACUCUACUCCCCAAAAAAGUCAAUAAAAGUGAUGGGUGCAUUUUGCUCACACUUUGGUUAAACUUCAAAUUAACUUGUAGAUUCUCUGAAACACCAGUUUAAAAAUUGCUUAUUGGAGACAAUUUGCACUGUAUGCUGUAUAUAUGCACAUCCAUAUUUUCAUAGGUGCUUGAGUGGUUUGUCUUAUUGAGUUAAUAGGGAAAUGUUGGUUUUAGAAGUUCACGAGGUUUGUAGUUUGUGCAUGGUUUGUCAGUAUUUUUACUGCUUUCGUUUGUUCUCAACAUAUCAACAACAGAUUUAUAUUUUGGCAUUGCAGAGUUAUCCUAUGCAUUUGAAAAUUCACAUUAUUUUCACUUUCCCUUGAUGUGCAGCGACACAGGUGAAUAUGAUUGUCUUUAGAAUGGUCAAUCAUAUAUGCUUAAUAGGUAGGCAACAAUACAACAAAGUGUAAGCAAAUUUGCCAUGUAGCAUUGCAGGACCUGUAUAUCUCAAGACUUCCCAAUCAUUGCUAAAUAAACGUAAAUAUUGAAGAUUUUUGAAACGUGAUUUUUUUUCUCUUCAACUUAAUUUCAAACUUAAAAAAUGGUUAUUAGAGUGCAUGUAAUUUUAUUGGACAAUAUGGAUUUUCACAACAAAGUAUAAUUGCAUGGUAUUUACUGUAACAUUUAAUCUGGACAAAGAAUUGUUUGAUGUGGUUGUGGUUAAACUUCCAAGCAUAAGUGUGAUGUAAAAAUUUAGUUUUUUUUUUCAUUAUCUUUUUGAAGAUGAUGCUGGAAAGAGGAAAGAUUCUUUUUCUUUUGUUAGUAUACAAGAAUGGUUCAUUAACUCACACUAUAUGGCUCCCUCAAUUUCAAAAUUCUUUCCUCGCCCACUAUAAAAUACCACUUAGUUUAUUUUAAAACUUUACAUUAAAAUUAUUUUAUUGCUUUAAGGGUACUUAAAAGUUUAUAUAAUUGUAUUUUAAAAUAUUUAAGUUAACUUAGAGAAAGAUGAGACAAAAAAAAUUGUGUGGCUUCCUUCCUUUUUGCCAUUAUACACAUGGAUUGUGAGCAGCUGUUUUCUUUCUUUACUGGAUAAAUCUAUUUUGAAUAUGAAGCUGAAUGUUUUAAGUCCUUCCUUGUUUCCAAUGGAAGAGAUAACUAGGAAGAUGGAGAUAAUGAAAUUGUCUAAACCAUGCAAUCACUUGUCAUGACUAAGAAACGUAAGCCGAACUUUAUGAUCGGUACAGCGAUUAUUUAGAACGUCUCAGAGUACUUUUACAAAGAACACAUCAUUUCUAUUGUGGUUGCUUUUCUAUAAUUGUUAUUAAAUUUGGAUUUUUUUUUUUAGUGUAUUUUGUUGGAAUGUUUUGCGUGUCAUCUUGAUUUUCAAAUGCAUCCUUUGUGCAGCAUUAUUAUGUAGAGAAGGUUAAUUUUUAAAAGUUAAUAAAGGAACAAAAUUUAACUAUUCUGUAAAAAAAAUUUAAUACUCAUUUAAAAUAUUAGAAAUUCUUUGAUUUAAGACAGGAGAUGUUUUCCUUCAUAUUCUUUUAGUUUGGUAUAGAACCGGCAUACUUUUCUAAUACAUUUGCAUUAGAUAAGCGAGUUUUUGUAACCCAACCCAAAACAAAGUAACUGACCACCCUAAAAUCAAUCAGUUGUCCCUUCACCGGCACCUGUUGUUGACUUGACUGUUGAAAGUAGAUAGAGGUUAGCACCCUAAAGGCCCCACAACAUAAGAGCUCAUGACAUCUGCUAACAAAUUAAGAGCAAUAAACAAAACUGAACUGUACUAUACAGUCAUAAUAAACAUCAGAGUAUUUUCAUUA
Pomacea canaliculata is the source of this 4840-nucleotide messenger RNA. Its product is annotated as folate receptor gamma-like. The record is from RefSeq and is a predicted model, not a curated record. The transcript is spliced from 6 exons. NCBI's taxonomy places the organism in Eukaryota, Metazoa, Mollusca, Gastropoda, Architaenioglossa, Ampullariidae. Bases 1387 to 2142 code for a protein of 251 amino acids. Gene Ontology annotation, cellular component: external side of plasma membrane. Gene Ontology annotation, molecular function: signaling receptor activity.